Messenger RNA from Melanotaenia boesemani (Boeseman's rainbowfish), 772 nucleotides. Its product is annotated as vitelline membrane outer layer protein 1 homolog. The record is from RefSeq and is a predicted model, not a curated record. The coding region runs from base 57 to 689 and encodes 210 amino acids. Lineage: Eukaryota; Metazoa; Chordata; Actinopteri; Atheriniformes; Melanotaeniidae. The transcript is spliced from 4 exons.
CAGUUACUUGUUAGUUGGCAUUUCAGAGUGAAACAUUGACCCUCUCUGCUGUUAACAUGACAAGUCUGCUUCUUGCCGUGGCCUUGCUGGCUGUGCUGUCUGGUGGGUUCUGUGAGGAGAAGACCUUUCUGCAACGAGCUGGUGUGGCCUUCAACGACAGACAGUACAGGUCUCUGCUGACUGUUCCCAACGGAGAGCAGUUUGGAGGCUGGACCUGGCCAGAGAUGUGUCCUGAAAACUUCUUUGCUGUUGGAUUCAGUGUCAGGGUGGAGACUAACCAGUAUGGGGGGGAUGAUACCGCCCUGAAUGGAAUCCGCCUCAUCUGCGCAAAAAAUGGAGACAGAAGCUUCCUCUUUUACAUUGAAUCCCACACUGGCUAUUUUGGUGAGUGGUCCCAUCCUCAGUACUGCCCCAGUGGUGUGCUCACUUCUUUCCAGAUUCGCGUGGAGCCCCAUCAGGGGAUGUUUGGUGAUGACACGGGUGUUAACAACAUUAAGUUCCGCUGCAGCAGCAACCCGACACUGGAGGGGUCCGGCAUGACCUGGGGUGAGUAUGGCUACUGGAGCCAGGAAUGUCACGAUGGAGGAAUCUGCGGUAUCGAAACCAAGAUGGAAGAUUACCAGUAUGCCCUGGAUGAUUCCACCCUUAAUGAUGUGCGCUUCCAUUGCUGUGACAAACAGCAGCAGUGAUCUGCAGGCAAGAAGCUCACUUCAGAAUGCCUCCAAGACCAUCGCAUCAAAGACGGCAUUAAUAAAAAUCUCUUUUAAAAUGA